AUGAGCGGCGUCGCCACGGAGCUGCGCACGGUGCUCUUCACCCCGGUCGCGCAGGCGUCGGGUCGACGGGUGGCGUUGGAAGUUUUUAAUCACGUGCUGGGAUUAGAUCUGAGCUUUCAUCUCGAGCGGCGCACCGGGGCGCUGCAGAGAAUCAUCGAUCGAGGGACGCGCUCGGUGAGCAUGGUGUUUCGCGCGGUGGUGUUCACGUUCCUUCCGACGGCGAUCGAGCUCGCUUUGGUGUGCGGUUUGCUCUGGCACGCUUUUUCGUGGCACUUCGUCGUCGUCGUCCUCACGACGUUCGUGUUGUACGUGUGGUGGACGAUGCACAUGACGGGCGUGAGCGCUGAGAAGCGCAAGUUGGCCAACCACAUGGACGGGUUAUCGACGGGCAAGGCGGUGGACGCGCUGUUGAACUACGAGACGGUGACAUUUUUUGGGAACAUCGAGCUCGAGAGCGCGCAGUACGAUAAUCUCUUGCGAGGCUAUCACGAAGCCGCGCUCCAGAGCGAGCGGGCCUCGAGCUUACUGAACGCCGGACAGGCGGUCAUCCUGGCGUGCGGAAUGACAACCAUCCUCGCCUUUGCGGCUCUGGGGAUUUGGAAGCCCGAUCCAGCGAUCGGAUUGGCUUCACGCGUGGGCGAUUUAGUCAUGGCGAACGGGCUCUUGCUUCAACUCUGGGCACCGCUGCAGUUUCUGGGUUUCUUCUACAGAGAGUUGCGACAGUCCUUGGUGGACAUGGAGGCGAUGUUCGACAUCAUGUCCACCGAGUCAAAGAUCCCCGACGGCGCGGUCGAGUUACCCGAGAGCGCGGGCGGCGCCGAGCUCGAGCUCGAUGACGUCUCGUUCGCCUACGGCAAUGGUCGCGACGUCCUCAAGGGAGUGUCGUUGAAGCUCAAGCCCGGAGAAUCCGUGGGUAUCGUCGGCCCGAGCGGCUCGGGCAAGAGCACGUUACUCCGUCUUAUACUUCGAGUGUACGACGUCACGAGCGGCAAGGUGAAACUUGACGGACACGACGUGCGUGAGCUUACGCUGUCGUCUCUUCGAGACUCAGUCGCGGUGAUUCCACAGGACACGGUGUUGUUCAACGACACGCUCGAGCACAACAUUCGCUACGGCAGACCGACGGCGAGCGAAGAACAAGUCGCCAUGGCGGCCACGCGCGCUAGAUUAGAUAAGACGAUCGAGCAGAUGCCCAACGGUAGGCAAACGAUGGUGGGCGAGCGUGGGGUUAAGCUCAGCGGCGGCGAGAAGCAACGUGUUGCCAUCGCGAGAGCGUUCCUGCGAGAGCCGCGCAUGCUCGUAGCCGACGAGGCGACGAGCGCGCUGGACACCGCCACCGAGCAGGGUAUCUUGGAAAGUCUCGAGGAUGUCGCGCGCGGUCGAACCGCCGUUUUCGUCGCUCACAGGCUCUCCACCGUCCGAUCGUGCGAUCGAAUCAUCGUCAUGGAGCAAGGGAAAAUCGUAGAGGAAGGGACGCACGCCGAGCUCCUCGACGGCCGCUCGCGCGGCUCAAAGAUCGGCAUGUACGCCGCCAUGUGGAAGGCGCAGGCUCAAGAGGAGGAAGAAAAUAAUCAAAAGCCCGACGAUUUAGUCCUCACCGUCGGCUGA
Molecule: messenger RNA, 1608 nt
Organism: Ostreococcus tauri
Lineage: Eukaryota; Viridiplantae; Chlorophyta; Mamiellophyceae; Mamiellales; Bathycoccaceae
Product: ABC transporter, conserved site
Exons: 1
Coding region: 1-1608 (535 amino acids)
Biological process (GO): intracellular iron ion homeostasis; transmembrane transport
Cellular component (GO): mitochondrial inner membrane
Molecular function (GO): ATP binding; ABC-type transporter activity; ATP hydrolysis activity
Source: RefSeq, a predicted model, not a curated record